AUGACAGACGCAACCGCUGAGGAGUUUAAGGCGCAGGGUAACGAGCUGUACAAGCGCGGAGACUAUCAGCGCGCUAUCGAGAAGUACACGCAGGCUAUCGACGCCGCCCCCACAGUCGUGGCCUACUACGGCAACCGUGCCGCCGCUUCCUUCAUGCUGGGUAAGCACAAGGAUGUGGUGACGGACUGCAACCGUGCCAUUGUCUUCGAUCCGCUCUAUAUCAAGGGCUACGUGCGUAAGGCUAAGGCUCAAUUGGCUCUGGGUGACAAUGACGCCGCCAUGAAGACGUACCAGACAGGUCUGGUGCGCGAUCCGAACAACGCCACGCUGCUGAACGAGAAGCGCACACUUGAGAUGGCGUUGGACAAGCUGCAGCGCGGCAAGGAGCACAUCGCAGCGGGUCGAUUCUCGCAGGCUGUGAAUGUGCUGGACGGCGCGGCGCAGGUGUGCACGGGCUCCAGUCAGAUCAAACUGCUGCGUGGCGAGGCGCUAAUUGGCUGCGAGCGGUACGACGAGGCCUUCGCCGUGCUGACGCAGCUCAUGCGCACAGACUCGAGCAGCCCCGAGCUCUUGUACCUGCGUGCGCGUUGUCUGUACUACCAGGGCGAGUUCCCUAGCGCCAUUAAGCACUUGCAACAAGCUCUACGUUCAGACCCGGACAACUCCAAGUGUAUGAAGGAGAUUAAGCGUAUCCGGCACCUGGAGACCAGCAAGGAAGAAGCCAACAACGCCUUCAAGGCUGGAAAAAUGGCCGAAGCAGUCGAGAUGUACACAGAAUGCCUCAAGAUCGACCCGCAGAACAAGGCCUUUAACUCGAAAAUCCACUGUAACCGAGCCAACGCGCUGUCCCGUCUGAACAGACAUGAGGAGGCUAUUAAGGACUGUGACAAGGCCAUCUACUACGAUCAUGGGUACGCCAAGGCGUAUCUCCGGAAGGCUGCGUGUCUGAAGGCUCUGGGCGGUCUUGAGAACUUGGAGCAGGCGCUGCGCGUGUACGACCAAGCUUCGAAACUGGUAGGCGACGACGCCCAGCGUGACAUCCAGAGCAACAUCCGACAGACCAAACUGGACAUCAAGAAGGCCAAGCGCAAGGACUAUUACAAGAUUUUGAAUGUCUCCCAAAGUGCCACUGAGGCCGAGAUCAAGAAGGCGUACAAGAGGCUGGCGCUCAAGUUCCACCCGGAUCGUCACGCUGGCAAGUCGGAGGAACAGAAGGCCGAGGCGGAGGCUGCCUUUAAGGACAUUGGCGAGGCGUACGCGGUGCUGUCGGACGCUCAGAAGCGACAGCGCUACGACUCCGGAGUGGAUCUCGAGGACCUCGACAGUGACUUUGGAGGCGGUGGCAUGGGCGGCGGCAUGGGUGGUGUGGACCCUUCGCAGAUUUUCCAGAUGUUCUUCGGCGGUGGCGGCGGCAUGGGCGGCAUGGGUGGCAUGGGAGGAAUGGGUGGAAUGGGAGGUAUGGGCGGCAUGGGAGGCAUGGGUGGCCAGCGAUACCACUUUGGUUAG
Phytophthora nicotianae INRA-310 is the source of this 1506-nucleotide messenger RNA. RefSeq lists its product as hypothetical. NCBI's taxonomy places the organism in Eukaryota, Oomycota, Peronosporomycetes, Peronosporales, Peronosporaceae. The transcript has 4 exons. The coding region runs from base 1 to 1506 and encodes 501 amino acids. The record is from RefSeq and is a predicted model, not a curated record. Gene Ontology annotation, molecular function: protein binding.